Molecule: messenger RNA, 180 nt
Organism: Fulvia fulva
Lineage: Eukaryota; Fungi; Ascomycota; Dothideomycetes; Mycosphaerellales; Mycosphaerellaceae
Exons: 1
Coding region: 1-180 (59 amino acids)
Source: RefSeq, a predicted model, not a curated record
AUGGGUUGCGGUGGCUCCAAGGAAGCGUACAAUGACCCGAACGCAUAUGCCAAGCCACCAGCUGGAGGGCCACGACAACCGAUGAACUACGCUCCUCAGCAGCAGCCUCCACCCAAGCAGCAAGGCCGUGGAAAGAAGGCGGCAAAGAACUUGGGCUUCAUCAGCAUGCUUACAGGAUAG